This is a messenger RNA of Eriocheir sinensis (Chinese mitten crab), 11521 nucleotides long. Its product is annotated as transcription factor HNF-4 homolog. The record is from RefSeq and is a predicted model, not a curated record. Bases 1177 to 3612 code for a protein of 811 amino acids. The transcript is spliced from 6 exons. Gene Ontology annotation, biological process: negative regulation of transcription by RNA polymerase II; positive regulation of transcription by RNA polymerase II; cell differentiation. Gene Ontology annotation, molecular function: RNA polymerase II cis-regulatory region sequence-specific DNA binding; nuclear receptor activity; zinc ion binding. Lineage: Eukaryota; Metazoa; Arthropoda; Malacostraca; Decapoda; Varunidae.
CGUGUGUGCGUGGCGGUUAGUGUAUGUAUGUGUGGUUGUUAGCAGCGGCGUGUGUGUGUUGAAAGUGUGUCGUGGUGGUGGUGGUGGUGGUGGAGUGACUGGUGGACUGGCUGACUGGUGGUGGUGAGAUAGAGAUAGAGAGAAGGUUCGGCGGAACGCAAAACGCAUAGAAAAAAUAAGGAAUGGGAAGAAAAUAUUUAUAAAAGGACUUGAAAACUGAAACGCAAGGAAGAAAAGAAAACUCACAACCAACAAACAUUUUAAUAACUUUAGUGAUUACAAGUGUGCGUGCGUGUGUGUGAAUUCGUGUGUGCGUGUGAAAAACGAAGCAACAAGAUAACGAAGAAAUAGAGUGAAAGUGAAGUGUUGUAAAUCAUUCAACUCAAAGACGUAAUUGCAACAGUGGUGGAAGGCAGCUGACAGUGUUACCACCACCACAACUCCUACCACAGCACCACCACCAACCACCCCCUUCAGCACCAUUACCACCAUCACCACAAGCAACCCCCAGCACUGCCAGUCAUCACCACUUACCACUCACCACCUCCAGGCAGUGUUACCACCUGAUCGCAUUGGGUGGUAAGGUGGCGACUUUAUUCUGGCUACACUGCCGGUCUGCUCGCCAAGGAUUCCACGGACACAAACACGCACACGCCCUCUCCCCGUGUACGUAGGCUUGUGUGCGUGUGUGUAGGUGUUCCGUGUGCGUGCAGGCGUGGGUAGAGCAACAAACAGACAUCAUGGGGUAGUUAUAGACCCAAGAAUUGACUUAGAAAAUUUAACACGUAAUAACAUUUGGCAAUUGGUUCCCAUUCUCCCUUCCCUCCCUCCUUCCCUCCUCUCUCUCCCUCCUCUCCUCCUUCUCUCCCUCCUUCUCUAUAAUGUAGGCGUAAGAACAUUUUGAAUGAACGUGGAGGAGAGGGACAAAGAAAUAAAUAAGAAAGAGGUAGAAGACUGAAGUGUUUGUGAUAAAGAAGAGGAACAAGAGGAGGAGGAUUAGUGAAGAAGAUUUGGAUAUAGCAUUGAAAAGAGUAUCGUCACCACCACCAUGGCAUAGAAGAGUCCACGGGUUCGAAUCCAGCCGGCCAUCUUCCCUUCCUAGGAUGAACAAGGACGUUACCUCUACCCUGCUACCCAUGCUGUGAUUCACCCUGCCUAGCUACAGAGGUGUUAGAUAUGACAGCCAUGAUGGUGGGCGGCGGUGCGUACGGUGGGGUGGGCGGGAGCAUGGGAAGGGGGGGGUCGCUCUCCCCUCCCUCUCACCGCCUCCCCUCCCCCCAUUCCCCUCAUUCUCCCCCAUCCCCCGUCUCCAGCGAGUCCCCGACCUCCCCAAACAGCCUGGGGCGAGCCAAGGCCUGCGGGGUGUGUGGCGACAUUGCCAAGUCCAUGCACUUCGGGGGCCUCUCGUGUGACUCGUGCAAGGCGUUCUUCCGGCGCUCGGUGCAGAACAACGCCCACCGAGGCUUCACAUGUCCCUACGAGAAGAAGUGUGUCAUUGCGGUCUCCUCCAGGAAGUCUUGCCAGUACUGCAGGUUCCACAAAUGUCUGUCAAUCGGCAUGGAGAAGGGCUGGGUGAUGACGGAGGAUGAGCGGCGCAAGAUGAUGCAGCAGCGGCAGGAGAAGAAGACCAAAGAGGAGCAGAAGAAGGUCAACAUGACGUCGGUGGGGGAUAAGUACACCCUGAGCGAGGAGGACAGCACGGAGAUCUCCAUCAUCGUCUCGCUGUACAAGAAGGCGUACCAGGACGUGCCGUACCAGGAGGAGUCCCAGGAGGAGGGCGCCAGGUCAGUCAUGUCUCCCUGGAUGACCUUCUGCAAGAGGGUCGGCUACUUCUUCUCUCUAUUCCGGGAGUUUGCGGACUUGCCGAGCAGUGACCAGGCCCUGCUGCUCAAGACGGCCAUCACCUCGGCCUGCAUCAUCAUGGGCUCCGUGGUGUACGACUCCAAGUCUGGGCGCUGGCCGGGCAUGGCCAUCAAGCGCACUGGCUUCAUUCCAAACGUGACUUCGCAGAACGUGCAGCGCCUGGUGCCGGCGGAGCUCAUGUCCCGCGUCGAGAGCUUCUUCAAAAAGUUCCAGCAGGUGUGUCCAGAUGAGACCAUGGCCAUGAUCCUGAUCCUGGUGGCCCUCUACUCCCCUGAGCUGAUGGGUCUGGAGGCCAAGGAGACCAUACAGGCCCUGCAGGACCGCUACACGCGCGUCCUGCACAAGUACGUGGGCUGGAAGUACAAGGAACAGUCUGCUCUCAUGUUCCCGAAGGUGAUCGUCUCCCUGGCUGACAUCCGGGAGCUGGCGGAGCGCACGUGUCAGAUGCGCAUCCAGCAGAGCCUGACCACCAACAUCCCCACGCUGUCCACCCUCAUGAGCAAGCCCGGCCUGUCCUCCUCCUCCUCCGGCGCCGGCUCCCCCAUGGACACCAACGAGGGCGAGGACCACCACCACGAGGACGAGGAGGAGGGGGCGGUGGGGGGCAUGGCCGGCCUGAGUGGGCACGAGGAUAUUGGCAGCGGUGAAGGGAGCCUUGGGGAGGUGCAGGUGAAGCAGGAGUGUGAGCUGCAAGGGGACAGUGCCCUGCAGACCGAGGCGGCACACAAGCGGGCCCGGCUGGAGGCGACGGGCGGCGCACGUGACCACACGUACCAGAAGAUCAUGCAGAAGAUCAUGGACCAGAUGCACGGGUCCUCCAUCCACAUGCGCGCCCCCUCCUUGCUGCCCUUCAUCAUCCAGAUCGUGAAGAAGGUCGGGGCCGGCAACACCUCUAGCACCACUGGCCCCUUGGAGCAGCCCACCCCGGGGCCAGGCCACAAGCCCAGCCGCAGCCACCACAGCAAGCACCACCACCACCACCACCAUCACCACCGCAGCGCCUCCAAGCGCCGCAUGGUGGAGGUCAAGCAGGAGCGGGUGGAGGAUGACCUGGAUUUGCAGGACAUCUCCUCCCCUCUCUCCAGCAGCACCAUGUCCCCCGGCCUGCACCCCAGCCCUCCCCCGCCACACUUCCCACAACAGCUUCAGAUGGAGCCCCAGUCCAUGCCCCAGCACCACCACCUACCUCACAGCCCCUCGCUGCCCCAACAGACACACCACUUCACCUCCUCGCCCUCACAUCCCCCUUUCACCUCCCCCAACUACCCUGCCUCCCCCAUGGAGUCCACAGACUCGUGUGACCUCCUCCCCACCGCAUCACCUCAUGACCCCCUUGCCAUGUCUCCCAUGCACUCCACCUCUCCGGACAUGAUGCCACCCCUGCCCGGCACCCACAUGAUCCCCGUGGCCCCCUACACGCCCCCGUCGGCCAGCCCCUCGCCCAGCAUCCCCCACAAGCAGCCCACAGUCUUCACCACAGCGGACAUGCCCCUGCCCUCCCCCGUGGCCGCCCCAUCCCCGUACUCGGACACCUCCUCCUCCUCCCCCGAGAGCUCCCAGUCCCCACUAUACGAGCUGUUCUCCGAGGACCUCUCCAAUGUGGAGAUCGAUGUCCUGACGCAGCUGCUGGACUACGUGUCAAACUUUGACAACCUGGAAAACGUGAGUUCCCUCAAGGAGAUCCUGCCACCGCACCUCCUGACCGAGCUGCAGACCAAACUGUGCUCGUACUCCUUCAAGCAGGAGUGACCCUUGCUGGUCGGAGGGAGCAUGCGGGCUCUAGCGGGAAACAGAAUUACAGGUGUUCAAGCCAUCCAUGCACUCCAGCUGUGCAUUAGGUGUUAAAACUUUCCAGUGGUUGCAGUCAGCACAGGCAGCGGGUGCUCUUGGGGCACGGCCUCUUGUCCCUCACGAACUCUAGAGCAAAACUGUGAAGCUGAAGCUUAUCGGUGUCCUUGAGAAAAGGAGACUUAAUUAACCAUUCUUGCACUCACUGGAAAGUAGUCUGUGUCCUCCGAGAACCUUCUGACGCCUCACCAGCGACGUGCAAGCUGUGGCGCCGCCUACUCACUCACCCAUCCAUAUGAAUCAAUAUUUUGUGAUAGGAUUGACACAUCAGCCUGGGAGGUAAUGAUUGAGUUGAUAAUCAAAAUUAUCAUUGUGUAAUGUACUGUGCAUCGGCAUACCCAGUGUGGUGGAGUCUUGUGCAGCGCUGUGCAGCUCCCCGCCGUGAAAGAUGGAGCCUGAACGCAGUACUGAAGCAGCAUCCAAAUUUUUAGUCCGGUUAAAAUGCUUAGAGUUAUUAGUACCCUAAGAUUCCCAGCUGAGGGGACGGAACCAGUGUGCCACGAGUACCAGCAUUGGCGGCCCCGUCUCCCACGCAGCGCCGCACUGCACCGCCGUGUGUCACGCAUGCCGGUGCCCGACAACGAACCGACCGGGAUGCACCACGACCUGCACCAAACUGUACCAAACACGUCUCCAUCGUCGCCCUCCCCUCACUGUCCCACCAACGCGUAGCCGUGUACCCACAGCUUGCAGACUCUUCCCCUGUCGUGUGCUGCUGUCGAGUGUCACAAGAUGUGUUCACCUUUAGCUUCCAGGGAGUUUCAAGCCUUAUUAUGAUGUACUUGAGAGGUGUGUGUUGAAAUCAUAGACAUAUAUAUUAGCAAAGUUUUAACACAAGUAUUUUCAAUUGGAUAGUGAGAGAAUCCUGUUUGUUGCAUUAAAGGUUUGGUGGGGAGGUGGAGAUAGAGUAGGCAGCCCAGUGAGGUGUUGGUGAUGUGAGUGGAUGGCUGAGGAGGUGAUGUUGAAUGUCUGGAUGGAGAGAUAGUGACAGAGCUGGUGUGUGCAGGGGACAUGUGCACUAAAUUUCAAUGCGUACGUAAAUCAUUUUUUCUGAUAUUUCAAUUGGACAAAAAAUAUCACAAUGUAUCCCUCCAGCUUCUGACAGUAUAGAUGAAGAUGAUGUAAUGGUGUAGGAGUGAAGGAGGAGAAGGAGAAAUAAGUAAAGGGAAGCUUCUGUGAGACCAGUAUAGUGAAUGUGCAGGAUAUACCAGAGAGAGAGUGGGAUAAGGGCUUAAGUUAUGUUACAAAGAAUACCCAACCAAAGAUAGAGAACAUACCACACACACAGAGAGAGAGGCAAAGAAUGAGGUUAUGUUACAAAGAGAAUGCCCAACCAAACUCUAAUUAUUGACAGUCGCUCCAAAAGGUGACCACAAACUUACUUCAUUGUCAUUCCACUUAGCGAUGAGUUCUCGUGUCCUUGCUCUUCUGUUACCCAAGUUGUCCUGUCUCUCCUGCACUCUCCUCACCUCAUCGCCCGACCCCUCCACGCCUCCCUACCUCCCGUCACUGUCCCUGAAGAAGGUGAAGGAGGAGGAGAAACUGGGGUGAGAGUCCUUGGCCCUCCACCACUGCCCUGUGAAGUAGAGGAGAGUUAGUGGUGGGGAGGAGCAGUGGGAAGUGUGGUGGGUCCCUACCAGUAAGAUUGUGAAGUGGUGGUGGUGUAGAGUGACACAAGAGGACUGUGCUGUGUUCCUAAGUGUUUGUGGUCUCGAGCUUACCGCCGGAGUAGCGAUGUUGCCUGUAAAAUGGAAGCCUAGGUGUUUAUAGGAGUCUUCGGUUACACUUAUGUACUUGUGUCGAAUGCAACUCAGUUCUCCAGCCAGAUUCUGUACAUGCAGUCCUACUCUUUAUUACUUCUCUGAAUAUGUAUUGUAUGUAUACGAACCAUAGUUAUCCAACCCACACUAGUGAGAAAGAGAGAGACACUUCCACCGAGGGACAGCAUUUAGCCGCGUGUACAGUGUUGAGUGGAAGGAAAUAACUAAUGCUUUAAUAGAAUUAUCUCACUUUAUGAUCGGUUGGUGGACCACGUGUAGGUCAAUCAACAUUACUGAUCCAGCCACCACGGACGCAGAGCAUUAUGGAGUUGUCAUUGUAAGCCACCAAACUUGAGGUCUGGGUCAUGUGGCAUCUCUAGCAUUCACAGAGUACAUGGCAUGGCAUAUAAUGGAUGCCAUACUCUCAAAAUCAUACAGACAAAGAAUUGCCACUGAUGACUUGAGUAGCAGUGUUGCGCUGGGAGUGUGAUGCAGUGUGCUGAGUGUGUCCCCCGAGGGAGUGUGUCGAACGGUAACACGGCCAUUGUCAGAAUUGCUUUAUAUUACCAAAAUCCAUGAAAUUUUAUAUUAUGAUGAGUUUAAAACUUUUGAAUUGUACAGAUAUAUUGGUAUUUAUAAUAUUAAUAAUAAUGUAGAUUAAUGCUGAACUAAUUAUCAGACAAAUUAUGUUUUGUUAUAGUUUCUGUAUUUAGGAAUUUUAGUUAUUUGACUUAUGUCACUAAAUUAGUUAAAUUAUAUUGACUGGGUAGUGUAGUGUGUGUGGCUGAUGGAGGAAGGUGUUGGUGGUGUUGAUGUCAAUGUGGUGGUGUGCUGUGUGACAACCUGACACAGUAGCGGCCGGCCACUCCCUCCUGGCAACAUGUCUAGCCUGUGAUGGUGUGGCUGAGGAGGUGUGUCCAUCACUGUGUGGUGCCACUCAUGAAGGAAAGUGUUGUGAAGAUUUCAUCAUUGCUAGUGACCCCACACGGAUGACACUUGCUGCAACAAGUGUGUGGGCGAUGAGCCAGCGCAGCGUGACUGUCCUGCACACCUUGUGUCUGCUGUGUCGCAGUGACUAAAGGUCGACAGCAGACUUGGUGUGGAAACUGAAAGUUUGUGAUAUUAGACAACAGUCACAAGAGGCAUAUUAUCAAAUGAACCCAAAGGGUUGGUAAAGUAAUGUAGGAUACAAUACAUUAUAUAGAUAUAUAUUUGAUCCUUGUGGUGCAAUGUGUGUGUAACUUUUCUGCAGUACUAUGAGUACUUCAAUGCUAACAACUUAAGAUUGAACUAUCUCAAAACAACACACACAUCACUGAAGGAAUAAAAUGUCCCCAGCGCAUCAGCGCGGCCCGGCCCUGGCCGAGGUGGUGACCAACCAGCGUGCUUGAGAGUGCGUUAGAACUGGUGUUGAAACGAAUAUCGUUGAACUUGCCAGUUGUGAUUUGCUAUGACGUGUUGGGUGUUUAUUGUUUAGACUGACCAUCAGAGAUCAAUAUACUGUGUAUUACAAUGAAGUGUACCAGCUUAUCAGUGGACAAAUGUACGGUGUAGUUUAUAUAUCACUUAAAUAACACGAGAAUCCACCAUUAAUGAUAUAUUACAUAAACACAUUGAUGUGGUCUCCAGCUGACAUCACCUGAUGUAUGUUGCAUUUUGUGACAGGUGAUGCAGCACCUGUGUGGCAACACCUGUGGCCUACAUUGAUGGCCAUGCCCGGGGUUACUUUGUUGUAGGGACUUGGUAGUUACCAACUCAUUUGAGAUGGAUUUCGUGCUAAAUUGAGAUGUUAUUUCAGUGAAAUUUUGAAUUGAGGAGAAAGACUUGUUACUAAAAUAUACAUUUCUUGACUUACAAAAAUGUGGAAAAAUUUAGGAAAGGCCGUUUUGGACGAAAAAAAAUAUGGGAAUGAUGAAUUGGGGUUCUGUGAGGACGAGAUGCUGCUACACGAGUGCCAGUCAGCCCACACCGUCCCGCCCCACACUAGUGUUGCCAGCCACUCGUGGGUGUCCUUACUGUUUCCACACUACCACCAUGCAGACACGCUCAACCCACUUAAAAUAAACAAAAGGUUUUCAUGUGAUUUUGCUGACACAAAAGUUAAUAGUCAGUGUAGAUAAAAUUAUGGAACAAGGGAUGGUCUGCUUACUUACAUUGUCAGUUGAUCUGUAGAUUCUUUGAUUGCCAGUGCAUUCACUCCUCACGGCCUCCUGGGUGGCUGACUGACGCCUGGCAGGCUGAGGUUCAAGUCCCACUCUUGCCAAAAGAUUUUUCGUCUGACAAGGAGUGUUACUGUUUCCUCUUGAGCAAGGGUUGGGGGUUGUCAAGCCCCAGCAGUACCUACACAUUGGUUAAGUGAGCUCCAAAGGUCCCUCUGGGAGGGUACUAGCUGGUGCUCAUGUGUCCAGUGCAUGCUCAGGCUGUGCUGAAUUACACACGUUUCAGCGCAGAGAAGUUGGUCCAUGGCCAGGCUGUGAGGGCCGGCAGGAGGAGGCUUGGUGGGGUGUAGCAGCAGGUGUCACAAGUGUUCAUCAAAGACUAAUUAGAUAAUGUUACAAGGACUCCUGGAGGUGAAGAGAUUUCCUAGUGGAUUAGUUAAUACUGUAUUUACAACACUUGCCCAAAGUUUUCCUCAUUUCCAGCUCUGGAACUGACUGUCAGUGAAAGGGAUUUUGCUAUUUCAUAAGCAACACAAUAUUCACCCACACUGUGUGUUAGCACAGGCAACAAGGCAGGUGGGCUGGGUGUAGGUAGUUAUUGACUGCUGUGGGUGUCAACAAAGUGGUUCACUUCACCUUCAGGCCGGUGUUGCCGGCUGCUGGUCUCAGCCUCUGUUCAUUAACUCUGCCAUGUUCACGCUGCCCCUCCUGAGGCGCUGUGAGUGUGGCGGCUGCUGGCACCACGAUGGAGCCACAGACAUUCUCAGGUGACAACUUAGUCUCUACUGAACUAAACUUGUGGACAACAUAAUAUGGCUUUUCUCAAACAUUACUCAGACAUCACUACCUAACUUUAACAGUUGUAGUUCCCUUUUAUACACAAAUCAUUCGUGUAAAGCAAGCGCGUUCCAUGCUUAGAACAGUGUCAUGCAAAGUUGAAUGUUCAAGUGCUGGCACCGCCUGGCAGUGACCGAGUGACGGGGAUGUGUAGUGAAGCUUCCUCUGCACCAACACCAUUACUACACAUACACACACAUACUUGUGGACACCAGUGUUUGGAAAUUGAAUGUUCAUUGUAGUUCACCAAUUCACUGCUGUAAAGCAUGUGUUCACAAUUUGUGUUUACUAACAUUCACCAACCACAUAAAUGUGUGGUGGCGGCCAUGCCAGUCAGUGCUGAGCCACAAGCACCGGGGCAUCAGGCUGACACUGAAAGGAUGGUCGGUGUGUGUGUCAGCUGAAUCACAACCGUCGGAACAUUGGGUGUCACCAAGAAGCAGAAUCACAAGGUUUCCGCCUCACACACGGACAACAUCUCUUUGUUGUAGGAAAAUUGCUUUCUCUGAAUAAUGUGACGGCACGGGCAGUGUUGUGUUGUGUUGCUUGGGGCGGCCGAGCAGGCAAGGAGGAGUCAGUGGGACAACCUGUGGUGUGUGGGGAGCGAGGGAAAGAUCUGUACAGCAACGUGUAUGUUUGGUGUUGGCUUGGGGUCAGGUGUGUGUCAGGCAGGGGAAUGUGAGGUGAUGUGUGCAGACUGAGUGUGGUGUGUGUCCUGAGGUGUGUGCUCAGAGUGUCAGGGUGUGCUGGACGGGUGUGUCAUGGAUGGCUGGGGUGCGUGUCAGGCCUGGUGGUGUGGCAGGUGUGAGCAGCAUACCUGUUGGUGUCAGGGAUGCAGUGGGCGCCAGGGGCUGGUGUCACUGCACAAAGUUCUCCACUCGUGGGAGGAAUGUCUACGAAUUACUGCAAAAGAAAAAAUUAUUCCAUUAGCAAAUUUCUAUAGUCAAUAUUACCAUUGUCAGGAAAUUUCCUUCCUGCCAGGCGGUCGGAAGGAAAAUUCUACAGAUGGGCAGUUGAUAUUUAUAUGUAGUUAAAAGGGAUUUCCUAGUAACUGUGAAUGCAUGUGUUAAUGAAUGAGUGCUUGUGUGUGUGUCCCCGAGUAAAGCGUGGCCGUGUGUGUAGAUAUUACUGUUCUACUUUGACGUGUUAGGCGGAGAGUAGCUGUAGCCUGGAGCUGUUGGCGUAGGUGAUAAGUGAAUUUAUUUUUAUUGUAGUGGUGAGCACAGAGUACAAAAUGCAGUUCCCGGCCACAUGAGGAUACAGGAGGCAGAGGCGGGGGAGGAGGGGCAGGCUGUAGGGCAAGGCUUGGGGUGAGGCAUGGCUGGUGUAGGGGUGGGGGGGCAGGGAGGGAGGGCACUGUGUCAUGUUCCUUUGUGGCAACUCAAAAACGAGAAAAAAAAGAUUAAAUGACCGACCAUAAUGAGUUUCACCCACUAAUAAAAAUUGAAUGGCAUUAGAGAAAACUAUCCAUGUUUAAAUAUUAAAAAAAGAAAAAAAUGUCAAGAAUCUUACAUUACAGCUUGUACUUGCAUGACUUUGUACCUUUUAAGAAUGAGCCUUUUUUAUUUGUUUAUUUUUUUUUCACUUCCCCAUCAAUGUCUUGGAUCCUGUAGGACGAGGAUGUUCUGUAGGAGUGAGCGAGCGAGGCCAGCCUGGAGGCACGUAGCAGCAGCGGCCAGAGGUGUGUGUGUGUGUAUGUGUGUGUGUGUGUGUGUCAGACAGAGACUUCUUCAAUGGUCAGCUGGAAGGCUUUUCCUCACUUGGAGACCAAAAUCAGCCUAAUAUUCUUUGCUCAAGCUUUGUACAGUGUAUUUUAUGAUGUAGAGAAUAUACCUAUAUAUAUGAUUCUUGUAGUGUAUUGCUGGAUGUUGUAGCUUUUCUCCCACUCUCUUGGAGCUUUCUGGAGGCAACUCACAAGAGCCAUCCGUGCCCAGCCAGCAGACAGCAGUGAGUCCUCCCACAGCACUUACAUACUGCCCACCACUGCUGUUAAGAAUCAUAGUCUUGAGGCAUUGGUGAUGGUGAGGCUGCAGCGGGGCGUGUGUGUGUUGGUCAGGGCGAUGACAUUGGGGGUGGUGCAGCCGUCGCAUUUAUGACGGGUUGUUGUCAACAGGGUUACUGUGGUGGUCUGGAGUGCUGGGAGGACUCUGGACUCGGCUGGCCUGGAGGCAAAGAUGAAGGGAUGUUCAGACUCUUGCUGAGGGAGGAAAGCCGAGGAAAAUGUCCCGCGUCAGGACAACCUGUGGAGUCAUGUAGCCUGUUCUGUCCAGAGUCUUGCAGGAGUAGUGACCUUAUUGACCUUUAUUUUCCUCUUGUGGGGGUCCGCUUGAGCCUCCAUGAGCUGUGGCGAGGGAGGGAUGGGAGGAGGAGGAGGAUGAUAUAAUAUAUGUUCUGGUCGGCCCUGCCCUCGUGUGUGGCCAGAGGAGGCUGGGCCGUCCUCCCCUGGCUGGGUGAGUGUCUUGGUGAUUGAUAGCUGUAAUGUGUUUAUUACUCCUCUCCACCGUUGUUAGAGAUCACCAGCGUCAGUCAGUGUGUCUCGGGGCCGUUCAUUGCCACCUUGCCAGUGCGGGAAGUGUCUAUUUAACAAAGCUGGCUGCCACUACUUUUAUUGCCACUUACUAGUGCUGCUGCUACCUACUAUUACUAUUGCUACUACUUCCACUACAAACAGUUUUAAAGUCGGGUACAUGCAUUUCAAAUUUUUCAAUAUAUAUAGUAAUGAUAUUUGCUUACAAUUGUUCAUUCAUUCACCUUUUCCCCUCUUCAAAAAUACUCGCAAGCUGAAUUUCGAUGUACGUACAAUAUUUUGGUGCUUCAGAAAAACUCCUGAAAACAAAAGAGACAACAGUUAUUGCCAAGUUGACGGGUACAGACUCUUCUCUGGCUGGCCCAUGCAGGCCGGCGGUCACCUCAGUACCUCCUGAGGCAGGUGGUGAGGCGAGCCCCUCUGUACAUAUAGCUGAGGCUUGCAGAGUUUCUAUAUAUCAGCAUUAUAUUGAGGAAUGUGCUGUGCCGCACUGGUGUUACUGGAAACAAAUAAAGUGUUUCCGACAA